Molecule: messenger RNA, 1248 nt
Organism: Neogale vison (American mink)
Lineage: Eukaryota; Metazoa; Chordata; Mammalia; Carnivora; Mustelidae
Gene: GALM
Product: galactose mutarotase
Exons: 7
Coding region: 79-1107 (342 amino acids)
Biological process (GO): glucose metabolic process; beta-D-galactose catabolic process via UDP-galactose, Leloir pathway
Molecular function (GO): carbohydrate binding; aldose 1-epimerase activity
Source: RefSeq, a predicted model, not a curated record
UCCAGUAAAGUCCCGCUCCGGCUCAGGAGGCUGGAGUUCCGAGGACUGGGAGCCGCUGCACGCCCCCGGCUUUCCCCCAUGGCUUCGGUGACUAGAGCCGUGUUUGGAGACCUGCCCUCAGGGGCAGGGACAGUGGAGAAGUUCCAGCUGCAAUCAGAUCUGCUGAAAGUGGACAUCAUCUCCUGGGGCUGCACCAUUACGGCCCUGGAGGUCAAAGACAGGCAGGGCAGGGCGUCAGAUGUGGUGCUCGGCUUUGCAGAGUUGGAAGGUUACCUCCAAAAGCAGCCCUACUUUGGAGCCGUGGUUGGCCGGGUGGCCAACCGAAUUGCCAAAGGAACAUUCACAUUGGAUGGGAAGGAGUAUAAGCUGCCCAUUAACAACGGACCCAACAGUCUGCAUGGAGGAGUCAGAGGGUUUGAUAAGGUCCUCUGGACCCCUCAGGUGCUGUCAAAUGGCGUCCAGUUCUCGAGGGUCAGUCCAGAUGGUGAGGAAGGCUACCCUGGGGAGUUGAAAGUCUGGGUGACGUACACGCUGGAUGGUGGGGAGCUUAUGAUCAACUACCGAGCCCAGGCCAGUCGGACCACACCGGUCAAUCUGACCAACCAUUCUUAUUUCAACCUGGCAGGCCAGGGUUCUCCAAACAUAUAUGACCACGAAAUCACUAUAGAAGCUGAUGCCUUUUUGCCCGUGGAUGAAACCCUGAUUCCUACAGGAGAAGUUGCUCCAGUGCAAGGAACUGCCUUUGACCUGAGGAAGCCAGUGGAGCUUGGAAAACACCUGCAGGAGUUCCGUAUCAAUGGCUUUGACCACAAUUUCUGUCUGAAGGGCUCUAAAGAAAAGCACUUUUGUGCACGGGUCCGCCAUGCCGGCAGCGGGCGGGUGCUGGAGGUGUACACCACCCAGCCUGGGGUCCAGUUCUACACGGGCAGCUUCCUGGACGGCACGCUGCAGGGCAAGAGGGGAGCCGUCUAUCCCAAGCACUCUGGUUUCUGCCUGGAGACCCAGAACUGGCCUGAUGCUGUCAACCAGCCCCACUUCCCUCCUGUGCUGCUGAGGCCCGGGGAGGAGUAUGACCACACCACUUGGUUCAAGUUUUCUGUGGCUUAAGCAUAAAGACAUGACCUCUUCCAGGGCCAGGCCGGGAGCCCCUUCAGCAGCCUGUCUCCUGCCCAGAGAGGAGAUGAAGACUUAGAGGCUUUCAAAGUGAUCCUGCGAAUUAAAACCAUGUAAAGGGUAGCUUCAUAGUAA